Messenger RNA from Xenia sp. Carnegie-2017, 766 nucleotides. RefSeq names its product 28S ribosomal protein S7, mitochondrial-like. Gene Ontology annotation, molecular function: rRNA binding; mRNA binding; structural constituent of ribosome. The transcript has 8 exons. Gene Ontology annotation, biological process: ribosomal small subunit assembly; translation. The record is from RefSeq and is a predicted model, not a curated record. Gene Ontology annotation, cellular component: ribosome; small ribosomal subunit. NCBI's taxonomy places the organism in Eukaryota, Metazoa, Cnidaria, Anthozoa, Malacalcyonacea, Xeniidae. Bases 59 to 691 code for a protein of 210 amino acids.
ACUGAAGGAACUCAUACCAACGACAGCUCCUAUCUUUCUCCUCUACGCGGUAUUCAAGAUGGCCAACUUUUCCUACUCUUCAUUUGUCCGUCGAUCUUUUCUGCUGAAAGAAAAGACACUGCUCCUUAGUUAUGCUCGUCAUUUCAGUUGUACGGUAAAACGCAGAAAUCCUGAUAAUGAUUCAAAACCGGCAAGCUCACAUAGAGUACCAUCCUCAAUAUUUCAUGAUGAACUUGUGAGCAAGUUUGUCAACACAAUGAUGUAUGAUGGCAAAAAGUCAAUUUCACAAAGAAUAAUGCUCAAGACAUUUGAAUGCAUCAAGAAAAAACAACUUGUUUUAAAAUCAUCAACUAAAAAGACAGAGGAGAUUCAAACUGAUCCUGUGGCCAUAUUUCAUGCAGCAAUGUCAAAUGCAAAGCCUGUUGUUGGUGUGCAAUCCAUCAAGAAAGCAGGAAAAACUUAUCAGGUUCCUACGCCAUUGACACCCAGCCGACAAAGAUUUCUAGCAAUGAAAUGGCUCAUUGCUGCAGCGCGAGACAAACCAGCUUCUAGAAAUGCUAAAAUGUACGAGAAACUUUGUCAGGAGCUACUGAAUGCGUACAAUAACGAGGGAACUGUGGUGCAGAAAAAACGAGAUCUUCACAAACUAGCUGAGAACAACCGAGCUUUCGCAAACUUCCGAUGGUGGUAGGGACAAAGUUUUAGAAAUAGCAUAGUGGAAGAAAAAUCUGUGUAUUUUGUGAACCGUGGCCACUGGCCACCAACC